AGUGUCCAGCAAUGACACACAACGUGUUUGUUUUUGGUACUCUCAAAAGGGGUCAACCAAACUUUUACCUACUAGAGGAUACAAGCAACGGUUUGGCGGUAUACCAAGCUGAAGGGGCUACGGAAGAAAAAUUUCCCGUUGUCAUAGCGAGCAGGUGCAACAUUCCAUUCAUGUUACCUGUGGCAGGUAAAGGCAAGAAUGUUGUCGGUGAAAUUUAUAAAGUGGAUGACAGCAUGUUAAACCGUUUAGAUAUCUUAGAGAGAAAAGCAGAAAUCCUUGACAGACGUGAAAUAAAUGUCAUAUCCAAUGGACGUACUAUAAUAUGCUGGUGUUAUCAUCUGGUUAACCACAAGAAAGAGCUACAAGAACUACCAACAAUCGAUAAUUAUGACACGAAUGGUUCACACGGCCUACCAUAUAUUCCCAAUUCUUUAGAAAUAUGUGACGAUUUCAGCGAUGUACAAAUACCGAAAUAAAUGAGAAUAACAUAAAACAGUGACGAUAACUAUCACAAUAUGUUAUGACAAAAGAUGACAAAUUAAUGCAAACAUAUUACAAUGAAUUGUUGUUUUUCAUAUA
Messenger RNA from Mytilus trossulus (common blue mussel), 579 nucleotides. Its product is annotated as gamma-glutamylaminecyclotransferase-like. Gene Ontology annotation, molecular function: gamma-glutamylaminecyclotransferase activity. The record is from RefSeq and is a predicted model, not a curated record. Bases 12 to 476 code for a protein of 154 amino acids. Gene Ontology annotation, cellular component: cytosol. NCBI's taxonomy places the organism in Eukaryota, Metazoa, Mollusca, Bivalvia, Mytilida, Mytilidae. The transcript is spliced from 2 exons.